Molecule: messenger RNA, 2280 nt
Organism: Lodderomyces orthopsilosis Co 90-125
Lineage: Eukaryota; Fungi; Ascomycota; Pichiomycetes; Serinales; Debaryomycetaceae
Exons: 1
Coding region: 1-2280 (759 amino acids)
Biological process (GO): DNA damage checkpoint signaling
Source: RefSeq, a predicted model, not a curated record
AUGCGUCUUGAAUUUAAUGCAACAAUAACCAUCACCACAUCACUUUUAUUAUAUGGACAUGAUAUGACCCAUGGAAUGUCUGAAUCAGAUAGUGACUUUGCCAAUGAUGAUGACGAUGAUGAACUCUUGCAACAAUAUCUAGGUACAACUCAGGCACCAAUAGAUUUAGCCACAACACGCGAAGAAGAUACGACAAUUCAACAGCAAAAACCACAAGAACAACAGCAACAACUGACUGGUAUUCAUCAACCUAUUGCAUCCCAGCUUUUACGAAAGCCUAUAGAUAACGAAAUCCAAUCCAAGUUGUUCCAAGCUGAUGGAGAAAUCGCCACUUUGAAAGCACAGUUGAUUCUGUUGCAAAAUUCCAAACGGGAUGAGUUGAAUACGCUACGACAAUCCUAUGACGCGUUGAAACAGAAUAAAGAUGAAGAGGCAGCUGCAUUAAGAGAAGCAGUAUUGAAGUUGGAGGACGAUCGUAAAUUCUUGAAAAAUGAAUUGGUAACAACUACUGCUUUGAAAAAGAGGAAAAUUAACACCAACAACUCACAGCAGAAUGGGGCUAAUACGAGCACAGAUAUGGAUCAACUGGUAUUGGAAGCGAACUUGGAAUCGGAUGAAACGUUUAUUCCUAGUCAAACUAUCCAAAAGGUGAUUAGAGUUCAACAUGAAACUUCAGUUUUGAUUGAUCACAUUUGGAAGUACUGUAUUCCUGGAGGUAAACGAUCGUCAAUUGAAUAUCUAUCCAAAAUCUGUUUCGAUUUUGAUAUUAAUACAUUGUAUGGGUACAGAGUAGAGAAGAAAAUCGCUAUAUCGUCAUUUAUAAGUAAUGUCUUAAUGUCGAUGAAAACGACUAGAUUGGAUGAAUUGAUUGAAAGAUUUUCAUUGUUAGUGUUGGAUAUUAUUGAACAAGCAGUUACUGGAAAGGCAACACUAUCAGUUCCCUUUCUCAUAUCAUUAAUUUAUUGCACAAUCAGUUUUCGACCAGUUGCUGUUACAAAAUUAGUAAUUACCAAAUUAGUACAACAAUGUUCUCAAUUUUCGUUGAAUUACAUGUUCCUACUUAAUCCCAAUUUGGAAGAAGAAGCUGAUUUUGAUAAUUAUCAUGAUGUUCCCGACCAAGUAAUUGCUAUUGAACGAUUUAUCUUGAUUUGUUGUUUAGAUUUGAUUGAGAAAUUGACAACAAUCAGUUCGAACUAUGAGACGGAAUUUAUUCGUCUGGUUUGGAAUCAUGACGUUUUACCUCAAAACCUAGUUACUUCAUGUUUACCACAAAAUGCUGAACGAUUCAAAUCAGUAGCACAGAUAAAUUUGAUUUUCAAUGUUGUUGAGAUGCUAAUUGCUUCAAUUACCGAAGAAACUUUUGGAUUCAAUGAAGCUGUAUCAGACUUCAAUUUAAUCCUGUCGUUAAUGAAGAUUUUCUUGAUAGAUAUUCCAAUCAAAGACGGGUUUAGAUUUUAUGGAUUUAACCGAUUUGAUGGGAACAAUUGUGAUGUGGAUAUGAUUGAUUUGACAGUCCCUAGAAAGCAUGACAGCUUGCACAAUUAUCUAGUAGCAAUCCCGCAACCAGUCUAUGAGGACUUGGAAUCCAAAAUAAACUCAAGAGAACUACAACUGCAUCAUGAAGCACACCUUUUAAAUCUCAAAAUCAAAGUAUGUGAGUUAUUUCAAUCAAUUAUCAUAACCAAACAAACCAUCGAUUUUCUAAUUGAUAAGGAACAUUUCAAAUCAUUCGUAAGGAUAAUCUAUCUUGAGCAGACUUAUAUGGCAAAUGACCCUAGAUCACCAGUUAUUCAUUCACGAGUCCAUUUAAUUGGUCAAAUUGUUAAAAUUAUGAACUAUUUAACCCAAGAUCUUCAUGAAGCAAGUGAUUUGAUAUAUAGUGAAACCAUGUAUGAAAUGUUUGUUGCUUUACUGAGAAUUGCAUUUGGUGCUGAUUCGUUAUCAUUAGAAGCUCAUAAGUUACUAGUCAAAAUACGAACCCAAGGACAUUUUGAUAUAACAGUUUUCAAUAAAUCAUGUGAAAUUAGAGCUCGUCAAUUGAAUCAUUUAACAUCAGGAGAUUUCGCAGGUAAAGGUGGUGGUAAAUUACUUGCCAAUGUUGAAAGUGAUUAUGCUAAUGGAUUGGAGUUUCCCUAUGAGUCAGAAGCAGUUGAAUUGAGUCGAGAGAUUCUCAAUCGAUUUGUUAAUCACGAGGAAGCUGAUAAUUUAUACUUCAACAUGAAUUAUGAAUCACAGGAAGAUGAUGGAGAAAAUUUCAGUGACAUUGAAAUGGAUAUAUAG